Cordyceps militaris CM01 is the source of this 900-nucleotide messenger RNA. RefSeq names its product proteasome component C11. Gene Ontology annotation, cellular component: nucleus; cytosol; proteasome core complex. NCBI's taxonomy places the organism in Eukaryota, Fungi, Ascomycota, Sordariomycetes, Hypocreales, Cordycipitaceae. Bases 1 to 900 code for a protein of 299 amino acids. Gene Ontology annotation, biological process: proteasomal protein catabolic process. The transcript is spliced from 5 exons. The record is from RefSeq and is a predicted model, not a curated record. Gene Ontology annotation, molecular function: peptidase activity.
AUGAAUCCUCGUGUUCUACUUGGCAUUACCGGCAAGGACUUCACCCUCAUCGCGGCGUCCAAGGCCGCCAUGAGGGGGGCUACGAUUCUCAAGGCAUCCGACGAUAAAACAAGAGAGCUGAACAAGAACACUCUGCUUGCCUUUUCCGGCGAAGCUGGUGAUACAGGUGAGCUAGCUACCCGCAUCGCCCUCGAGCCGGCGCAUAUCAUGAGGAUGCAUCGGCGCCCGCGGAGGCUUGGUGUGCAAUUUGCCGAAUAUAUCCAGCGCAACGCACAGCUCUACUCGAUGCGCAACGAGACCGAUCUAUCGCCCUCGGGCCUGGCACAUUUCGUGCGCGGCGAGCUCGCGUCCAGCCUGCGAUCGCGCAAGCCGUACAACGUCAACCUCCUCAUGGGCGGCGUCGAUCCCAUCACCGGCAAGCCCUCUCUCUACUGGAUGGACUACCUCGCCGCAAUGGCCGAGGUUCCGUACGCCGCGCAUGGCUACGCACAGUACUACUGCCUCUCGAUCCUCGACAAGCACCACCAUCCUGAUAUCACUCUCGGUCAGGGCAUCAAGCUGCUGACGCUGUGCACCGACGAGCUCAAACGACGAUUACCGAUCGACUUCAAGGGCAUGAUUGUCAAGGCUGUCAAGGCGGAUGGGAUCAUAGAUAUACAGUUUGACGACGACAAGGUGGUCAAGUGCGCAGCUGUAAAAAUCAAAGAGACAACAACUCCACGCCGGCCCGUGUCCCCCAUCACCUUCUCGUACAAUGGCGGCCCAGCCGAGGGCUGGAUUCCGCCUAGCCAAGAUGGAACCAGAGCCUCUGCGUGGGUGGGUAAUGUGACAGCCAACAUUGCAGAGUCCGCCAACUCUAGUAAGGACACUAUUCGGGGGGUUGCAGGCGGUGGAUAUUGA